This is a messenger RNA of Podospora pseudopauciseta, 3602 nucleotides long. RefSeq lists its product as uncharacterized. The coding region runs from base 1 to 504 and encodes 167 amino acids. Gene Ontology annotation, cellular component: plasma membrane. The record is from RefSeq and is a predicted model, not a curated record. The transcript has 3 exons. NCBI's taxonomy places the organism in Eukaryota, Fungi, Ascomycota, Sordariomycetes, Sordariales, Podosporaceae.
AUGAUGAUGAAGCUUUUCACCCUCCUCUUUUCAUCCCUCCUCGGCCUCCUCGUCGCCGCCCAGAAUGACGAUAACACACAGAAACAAGUCACCAUCCUGGCCGGCGGCCAAGGCUACGCCUACCACGGCUGCUACACCGAAACAACCGAUCUCUUCGUCAACACCACCUCCCGCCGCGCCCUCGACGGCGGCAGCAACAGCGUGCAGCCCGACAUCAUGACGGUCGAAAAGUGCUGGGAGUUCUGCGGCAAGGGGUCGUAUAAAUACGCCGGGUUGGAGUACUCCAGAGAAUGCUGGUGUUCCCAAACCCUGUCAACCCUCUCCACCAAGGUCUCCGACAAGGAAUGCGACCUCCCCUGCGACGGCAACAGCACACAGUCCUGCGGCGGGAGCCUCAAGUUGACCCUUUAUAUCAGCAGCGCAGCCGCCAGUCUUGCCGGGGGUCUCUCAUUGUUGGUAACGUUCGGAGCAGUGGGGAUGAUGGUGUUUGAUUCUGUCUUCUAAACCCGCCCCCACCUCUUCUCAAAACAUAGUAAUGUAAUGUAUAUAUGACACACACCAAACGAACCACACUGUUCGGAAUACACGUCCUGUUCGGGUAACCAUCCAUCUUAUUUAUUCCUUACCCAGUAUCCAUCCCCCCCAACCCCCUCUCCCUCACCCCCUGCCCAACAAACCCCCUGAUCCCCUCCACCGCCUCCUCCCACCCUUUUCUCCCCUCCUCCGUCUCCGUCUCCUCCUCAACCAACCACCCCAACCACCUAACCAACCCCCUCGCCUUCUCCAUAUCCCUCUCCACCGUCACCACACUCUUGACAUACCCUCCAAAAACCUCCACAUCCAUCUCAUGCGGCCCCUCCUCCUUAUUCAUCUCAAACCACGCCCUCACCAUCUUUUUGAUCUCCUCCAACUCCGUCACCUUCCCCUCCUCCCCCGUGAACGCCAGCUUCAGCGGCCUCCCAAACUCCAAAGUCUUCUGUUUCGGCGGUGCGGGAGGUCGACGGUGGCGGUGAUGCGCAGCGUCAACACUCAACUUCCUUCUGCGGUGAUCGUCAAUCACCUCCCUCCGCAUAUCCUCCGGCAAAGCCGCCAGCACUUCAGGGUCGAGAUCCUCGACCGCACCGGGGACGGCACGGGUAAAGUUUGUUUGAAAGAGUCUGGCCCCCCCGGAACCGGGUUGUUUGCCCCGACUGGAAAGGGAUUUACCGCCCCCCCGUUUGGGGGAGGGGGGAGGUCGUUCUUUAGGGAGGUGGUGGAUUGUCCCGUUUUUUCGGGGGGAGUGUGGACGGACUGCUUGUCGAGAGGGCGGCCGGCUUUGCCGGGAUGGACCGCCGCCGUAUUGAGCCCAUAUCUCUGCUCUCACGUCUUCUGGGAGGGAGUGAAAGACUUCGGGGUCGACGUCGGGGGGGACUUCCUCUGCCGUGGCCGGGCUGCCAGAGCGGGAUUUCGCAGCAGGGGCAGGGGAGGCGGGACGUUUGGCUCGGGCGAUUAGAUUGCUGCGGACAUCCUGGGGGAGUGCGGCCAGGACGGCAGGGUCGACUUGGGAGGGGAGGAUGAACUGUGUUCCUCGGACGUUGAGCGGGGCAUUGGCUUUUUCGUCGGCAGCGUUGGCUUCUGCGAGGGCGAGUGCCGGGUGGACUCUGGGUUUCUUGGGUGUUGAUGGGUCUUCGGUGAUGGGGUCGUGUUCGACUUCAUGCCCUGAGGAGGAUGAACGUUUGAGCUGGUACGGAACGUGGUCGUCGACAAUUUGUUCCCUCUCUCUCCUCGGUGGCGGAGGCUGAGCAGCAACAGCACUGCCAAAGUUCAGCUUCUUCUGACUGCCCUCUGGCGCUGCUGACGGUUUGAUGUGGUCAAGCUUGGUCAUCUGGACCCCUAUGCCUCUCAGAUCUCCAGGGCUGAACUUGUAAGACCUUCACAUCCGCCGAGACCGACUUCCUCACCGGCUGCUCCCCCAGCUCGCUCCUAUCAACCCCCCUCGCAUAAUCCCACAACCUCUCCCCCGUCUUCGGCCCCAGAACGCUCACCAACCUCUCCCUCGUCGUCCCCCUUAUAUCCUUCACAAACCUGAUCCCCAUCUCCUCCAGCCUCCCCCCAAUACUCCCCGCCACCCCAGGCAGCCCCUCCACCCCCAACUCCCCAAUCGAAUCCAACACCUCCUCCGGCCGAAUCUGAUGCUGCCCCGCCGGCUUCGCCCUCCUCAGCGCAACCUUGGCCAGCAGCACAUUCCCCCCGAUCCCCACCGAAACCUCACACCCCGUCCUCCUCCUCACCUCCCCCCUCAACCCCCUCGCAAUCUCCUCCGCCUUUUCCUGCUCCCGACGAAUACUCUCCUCAUCAACCCCCACCCCCGUCGACCCAACCCCCCUCAGCACCACAUCCGUCACAUCAACCAACGCCUCAUCAAUGCUGACACUCUGUACCACACCCCCAACCCCCAACAAAACCUGAUAAAAAACCUCGCUCGCCUUUUCAUACCCCGCAAAGUCGUACGGCAAGACCUUCAACCCUGGGCAGAGCUCCAGCGCGCGCUUCAUCCACAUGCCGUUUUUGACUCCAAAUUUCCUCGCGGGGUAGUUGCAACUCGCAAUCUCGGAGCCGCUGCCGGAACCGUGGGCUACGACGGUGGGUUUGUCGGCGUAUUCGGGGCAUUUCUGGAGGGAGAUGGCGCAGAAGAAAGAGUCAAAGUCUACGUGGAGGAUGUAUCUUCUCUGGUUGGGUUUCCGCUUGCUGGAAGGACGGGAGCAUGAUUGCGAGGUUAGUUUCUGGAGGCGGGAUUUGAGGUCGGAUUUCCAGGUUGAGAGGUGGUGGAGACGGGAGGUGGCGUAGUAUUUUGAUAAAAAGUCGGGGUUGGCGGUGGAGCAUUCGCGGACUUUGGGGUCGGAGAGGAGGAGGGCGUUGUGUUCUUCCGAGGUUAGGGGUUUGUUUGGGAUGGGUUUGGGUUUGGGUGGUGGUGGUGGUGGUGCCAUGGGGUCAGGAGAGGGUGGUUUUUGGGCUGAUCUGGGAGGUUCGUUUUGAGGUUUUGAGGGUGUGUCGAGGUCCAUGGCAUCGUCGAUGUCGUCGAUAUCCUCGUGCUUGGAGUUGUGGGUUUUGAAGGUUGGUCUUGGUUGAAAGGGGCUGCUGGACUGUUGUGAGGCUAGUUGGGAGGACUUUUGGAACUGGCUGUUGUAGAAGCUAUCACGGGUUUGUUCUCGAUAGCCCGUGGGAGACUUCGAUUGGGGUUGUUGGCUCGUCAUUUUGUUUCCGUCAAACUGGAUGGUCUUUUGCCGUGGGCCUUGUUCGAUGACGCGGUAGUCGGUCCAUGGUAACAGCUUACCGGCUUGGAUGGAGUCUACCACCCAGGACGGCUUGACGACACGGUAGUUGGUGAAGUCGAGGGACUUCUUUGGCGGCAUGGCCGAGGCGAUGAUAUGUGUUGCCGUGGUUUUGCCAUCGAGAUAUUGCAGAAAGCCAGCGCCAUGUUGAACGAGCUCUUUGUGAAGGCUAUAUACCUUAUGCAUCAGUUGUGAGAUCCGGAUACUAAAUAUAUAUAUAUAUGUGUGUGUGGUGUUGGAGAGAAAACUCACACAUGAAGAGGAGGUUGAGUGUAGCCCGUGACAUGCGCC